AUGGGGAAAGUUGGAAAGGAGGUCGCCGGCCAAGUCCUCAGCUUCAUCGGCCUGGUUGGGGUGUCUGUGACCUGCGGGGCGCCGAUGUGGAGGGUGACUACUUACAUCGGAGCCAACAUUGUGACGGGGCAGAUCGUGUGGGACGGCCUGUGGAUGAACUGUGUGAUGCAAAGUACUGGACAGAUGCAGUGCAAGCUCAACGAAUCUUUGAUGAGAAUGAGCAGAGACCUCCAAGCAGCACGAGCCCUCAUAAUCAUCUCCUUGGUGGUCGGAUUCGUCGGAUUCAUGAUUUCGUUCAUCGGGGCCAAAUGUACGAGCUGUUUGAAGAAGGAGGCGUCCAUGGCCAAUGUUGUCAUAAUUUCUGGCUGCCUUAUUAUCUUGGCUGCCAUUUUGGACUUGAUUCCGGUGUGCUGGUCAGCCGCCAUCACCAUCACGGACUUUCAAAAUCCACUGACCAUAGAAACACAGAAGAGGGAGAUAGGAGCAUCUAUUUACAUUGGCUGGGCAUCUGCGGCUCUUCUCCUCAUUGGGGGAAUAAUCCUCACAACUUCCUGCCCUCCUCAAAGGCCGGUUUAUGGCUAUCCAGGUUACCCACCAAAGCCUCCAAUAUACCCAUAUUCAGGACCACCAAGCCAGGGUGGGUAUAGGCCAGGCUACACCCCUGUGAGCCAACCAUACAGUGGUUCUUUUGUGGCUGCUAAGCCCUAUGUGGCCCCUUCAGCCCACUACUACAGCUAG
This is a messenger RNA of Knipowitschia caucasica, 738 nucleotides long. The record is from the annotation of a GenBank genome assembly. Lineage: Eukaryota; Metazoa; Chordata; Actinopteri; Gobiiformes; Gobiidae.